Patella vulgata (common limpet) is the source of this 940-nucleotide messenger RNA. RefSeq lists its product as uncharacterized. The transcript is spliced from 7 exons. Gene Ontology annotation, cellular component: membrane. Gene Ontology annotation, biological process: phospholipid biosynthetic process. Gene Ontology annotation, molecular function: phosphotransferase activity, for other substituted phosphate groups. Lineage: Eukaryota; Metazoa; Mollusca; Gastropoda; Patellidae. The coding region runs from base 159 to 767 and encodes 202 amino acids. The record is from RefSeq and is a predicted model, not a curated record.
UUGAAAGGCGAAGGGUGAAAGGUGAACUGGAGUUGAGUUAUGAAAUAAAGCACAACCGUGAUUUGUUUGAUCUAAAGACUAGAGUAGAUAGUAUUUAUAAGUAGUCAACAAUCAGAAUGUACCGUUAGUUUGACGACAGACCAGCAGGACGAGUAAAGAUGGCGACAGAUAUAUUGUUCUUCAUACCUAAUAUUAUAGGUUAUAUAAGAAUAGGACUGGCGUUAAUAUCAUUUAUAUUGUGGAAUUAUCCAUUUUACUUCCUCUUGUUUUACUGUCUGUCUGUCUCCCUUGAUUGUGUAGAUGGUUACGCAGCCAGGAAAUUUCAACAAACAUCCAAAUUUGGUGCUUGGUUUGAUGUAAUUAUAGAUUUAUUGAGUCGAGGUUUUUUAUGGUGUGGAUUAAGUAAGUGGGGUUAUAUAAUCGUAAUGUUGGAAUGGAUGACAUUUGUUUCAACUCAUUCUAAAGGACCAAACUGGAAAGAAACAUCCAAAGAUUUUCCUGCUUUAGUUAAAAGUGUCAUGGCCGGAGGGUUCUACACACCACUAGGGAUGUUCAUAAUCUCAGGACUUCAUGUUUUACCGAUCUGGUUAUAUGGUCUACAGUCUGGAUAUUUGGAUAGUCUCAAUCUACCAGUCCUAAUACAGAUAAUGGUAGUACUUAUAUUAAUAGGUGGACGAGGUGUCUGUUGUAUCGUUGAGUUAUUUUACAAUAAAAAAUAUGUGGAGUUUUUACUUGAUGAAAAGACAGAAGAAGACGUGAAAUCCUGAUGAAAUAUGAUUUUAAUUAUUGUGAUAUCCGUAAUGAUGUGUGGUGUGUGUUGUUAAUGAUGUUUAUGUAUUGUUAAUGAUAAGAUUAUAUCAUCAGAUAGUAUUAAUAUUUUACUACAAUAAUUAAAUAUAAUAUAAUAUAAAUGGUAUUGAUAUUUUACUACCAUAAUUAA